AGAUUAGGCCAAUUUCCGAAAUUAUAUAUGUUCAACCCCCCUGCUGGCCAUGACGGGGAUUGUGUUGGACAGUAGAAAGAGAGAGAGAGAGAGUGAAAAUGGAGACUGUGGGAGUAUUUGGAGGUACCCGAUUAUCCGUCUCCUCAUCCCUUCGUCGCUCCCCCGCCGGCGCUUUCCCCUGUAAGAAGCUGAACCUUCGGGCCACCGCCCAGCUAGCAGCAUUCCGUUCCCCCUCCAAUUUGUUCUCCUAUUCUCCAUCCCGUGUCAAUGGCUUUCACAAGCCGCUUCCACGCAAGUCCACCAAAUCCCAUAUCUUCCUUCCUCACCUGGUCGCUUCCAUGGAACAAGUAGAGGAGACAUACAUUAUGGUCAAACCAGACGGUGUUCAGCGUGGCCUCGUAGGGGAAAUCAUAUCUAGGUUUGAGAAGAAAGGGUUUAAACUGAAAGCUUUGAAGCUCUUCCAAUGCCCCAAAGAGCUUGCAGAGGAGCAUUAUAAGGAUCUCAAAGCCAAAUCGUUCUAUCCUAAACUGAUCGAUUACAUCACUUCCGGUCCAGUUGUGAGCAUGGCUUGGGAAGGUGUUGGGGUUGUAGCAUCAGCCCGUAAGCUGAUUGGGUCAACAGAUCCUCUUCAAGCUGAACCAGGAACAAUUAGAGGGGACCUUGCUGUCCAAACAGGAAGGAAUGUGAUUCAUGGCAGUGACAGCCCUGACAAUGGAAAGCGUGAAGUUGGUCUGUGGUUUAAAGAAGAUGAAAUAUGCCAAUGGACUCCAGCUCAAGCCCCUUGGCUAAGGGAGUGAGCGUCAAAAAGAAUCAUGGAUUUUUGGAGGCCUGCAGUUUUUGUAUAAACUGUACUAUGCUGCUUUCAUUUCCUUAAUAACACUACAGCUCAACAGUAUUUGUGCCUACUGCAGCUUUGGUUUGAGAACCAAAUGUGGGAUUAAAGAUGUAGGCAACGGCAGUCUUGACAUCAUUUUGGGAAAUUGCAAUGAGUUAUGUGAGAUGCGUACUAUCCAAGAUGUUGUGUGGUCCUUUUUCUGCUUAUAUAUGCAAGAGAUGCAAAUGCUUGCUUUCUCUCUACCUUGUCUGUUGAACAAAAUAGUAAUCUGUUUGGUCGGAGUCGAUCCACACCAGAUUUUUGGUGCAUUUAGAACCCCUAAAUCUACCAUAGACUUAAACAUGGUGGAUGAGCUUGGGCAAAAUAUGUCAUUGCCUUUCAUAAGCAAUAUUUUUGAUAGAAUGAGUACAAGAAUACAAGAUCAAGUAGGGUUUGCCUUCGUAAGCGCUGUAGAAGCAAAGGUAAAGAACUGAAACAAUGCUGAAACAUAGAAUCAGCUUCUGGGUACAAAUCAAAAUUGUACAUUUGACAAGGGAUUCAAGAACUGAAGGAUCAAUCUGCAGAAUAGCCAUUGCUGCUGCUGCUGCUGCUGCUGCCGCCUCCCAAAGUCAUAGAGGAUGGAAAACCCACAGAGCUGGGGGAGUUAUUUACAGACACACCGUAGUCCACGGUCAUUGUAGUAAUACCUCUAUCAGACGAGAUCGACUCGUCUUGUCGAGACACUUUGUACUUGGAGAAAAGUUGAAGAACUGAAACCUGGUGUUUCAGCUCGGUAGCAUCACUUGAAGAUGAAGAAAUGGUGAAAGACGCACAACUUCCAGCCGCUGUUGUCGGUGGUUGGGAAGUAGAGUUGGCGGGGUUUAGUGGGAUGGUGGAAUUGAACCCGGGAGAAGUACCGAUUGAAGGAGUCGAAGAAGAAGAAGAAGAGACGCUGUCGGUUUCGGCGUCCAUUGGAUCGUCAUCAGGGUGAGGAGGCAAGAGUACGGCACGUUGAGAACCUAGCUUGAGCUUCAUCAGCGUAGCUUCUUAGACGGAGAGAGAAUCGUCCUUUAAGAACUUGGAAUGGGACCUCUCCAUUUCCAAGCUGUCGAGCGAAGACGACGGCGGUCUCAGCCUUCCGAACAUCUUUUCGGUUCCGAAUCGCAGCGAGGCGGAGUAAGUUCCGGCGCGUCAACUUAGCUAUAGAUCGGAUCGGGUUAGGGGGAUGAGAGAGAUUAGAUCGAGCGGGGUUCUGUUUUUUCCCGCGAAUUCGAGCUUUUGG
Linum tenue is the source of this 2096-nucleotide messenger RNA. The record is from the annotation of a GenBank genome assembly. NCBI's taxonomy places the organism in Eukaryota, Viridiplantae, Streptophyta, Magnoliopsida, Malpighiales, Linaceae.